ACUAAAACCUCUUUUGACUCCUGUACAAACAGUGAACCUUUUGGCCGGAUAGCCAAAUAGGCCAUACAUGAAGAAGAUAAAAAAGAAGACUAAAGACUAACUUCAAGGCAUAGAAAGUUUUACUUUUUGUUUUGACUUAGUUUAGCUCAAGCAUAGAUAAAAUAUAUGUUAUCUCUACGAGCUUAAGCUUACUGUUUGACAGUAAAAGCUGAUAAUAAUUUCAAUUUUCAUUUUUGAAUUCUCAAAAAAAUUGGAUAAGUCAAAACGAGAACGUUAUAGAGAAAUCACUGACCUUGAUUUUUUUCAAUCAACGUUCAAUAAUGGAUAUUAAUCGUGAGCUGAUUGAGAGGAAUGAUGAUUUCGGUCACGAAAAUAUUGAUAUCAAAAUAGAAAUAGUAAAAGAAGAGAUGAGGGAAGACUCCAUUAUCAAAUGUGAAGCCUGUAAGGAGUUUAUAAGUGGAACGAUCUGCGUACAUAACAUGAAAUUUGCAGGUUCUAAUGAGGACAUAAAUGAAAUAUUGGAUGACCAGACUAUCACAGCUCAGGAACUUGAAGAUUCCAAAAUCAAGUACACUGAUUUAAAAUUCACACCAGACCAGGAAAGUUGUCUUGAUAGCAAACAGUUCUCGUCAGUUGAUACGGACUUUGUCAAAAGUGAAAUCAAGAGGGAAAUAGAGCAAGGCAACUCAGAGAAUGAAGACGAUGUUUCUUAUGAAAAUUUCAGUGAAAAGAUGACCAAAAUAGAGGUUGAACAGGAUUCCUUUGGAGAAUCACAGAAAAAUUUUGCGACUGAUGAAAGAUUAUAUACAGAUGAAAGACCCAUUCAGUGUAAUUUCUGCUUCAAAUAUUUUACUCAUUUUAGUUACUUAAAGAACCACGAGAGACUCCAUAUGACAGAAACAUCACAUAGUUCUACAGUUGAUUCUGAAAGAAAAAAGUAUGAAUGUGAAUUGUGUUCAAAAUCUUUUUUACGCAAUUCUGCCUUGAAAAGGCAUUCUAGAAUUCAUACAGGUGAAAAAUCAUACAAAUGUGAAAUCUGUUCAAAAUCUUUCUUAGAAAGUUCUACCUUGAAGAAGCAUUCUAGAAUUCAUACAGGAGAAAAACCAUAUGAAUGUGAUAUUUGUUCAAAAUCUUUUUUUGAAAGUUUUGACCUAAAAAUGCAUUCUAGAAUUCACACAGGAGAAAAGUCGUAUAAAUGUGAAAUAUGUUUAAAAUCAUUUCUUAAUAGCUCCAAGCUACGAAAUCAUUCUAAAAUUCACACAGGGGAAAAAACAUAUAAAUGUAUGAUCUGUUUAAAAUCUUUUUCUCAUAGAUUUGCCCUAGCGAGGCAUUCCAAUAUUCAUACAGGAGAAAAACUUCAUAAAUGUGAGAUUUGUUCAAAAUCUUUUCAUGAUGCUUCCAACUUGCAGAGGCAUUUGAAAAUUCACACAGGGGAUAAACCAUAUAAAUGUGAAAUCUGUUCAAAAUCGUAUCCCAAUAGUUCUGAGUUGCAAAAGCACAAAAUCCACACGGGGGAAAAACCAUAUAAAUGUGAAAUCUGUUCAAAAUCUUUUUCCUGUAAUUCUCACCUGAAGACUCAUUCUAGAAUUCACACCGGGGAAAAACCAUAUAAAUGUGAAAUUUGUUUUAAAUCUUUUUCCUGUAAUUCCAACUUGAAGAUGCAUUUAGAGUCCACUCGGGGGAGAAACAAUAAAUGUUUAAUCCAUUCAAAAUAUCUGUUUGAGCUCCUGGAAAAUAAGUCCAUUAAAUUGAAUAAAGAAAUUAGUUUCAUGGAAUCAUUUUCCAACAGCUUGUCUACUCUUUAUGGAUAUUCACAUUGA
Messenger RNA from Leptinotarsa decemlineata (Colorado potato beetle), 1820 nucleotides. RefSeq lists its product as uncharacterized. The record is from RefSeq and is a predicted model, not a curated record. Lineage: Eukaryota; Metazoa; Arthropoda; Insecta; Coleoptera; Chrysomelidae.